GAUGAUCCCGGUGGCCGAGUUCAAACAGUUCACGGAACAGCAGCCCGCGUUCAAGGUGCUCAAACCUUGGUGGGACGUGCUGGCCGAGUACCUCACCGUGGCCAUGCUCAUGAUUGGGGUCUUCGGCUGCACCCUCCAGCCCCAACACCGUCCUCUGCGCUGCUCUGGUGUUCCAUACUUUCAUCCUACACAGCUUUCUCCCUGGAAUCUAGAAAGGACUGUAGUUACCAUGUGCAUUUGCUGCUGUAACAAAGGAACUCAGACUGUGGCUUAACACCAGAAAUUUAUCGUCUCCCAGUUCUGCAGUCCAGAAGUCUGAGAUCAAGGUGUUAGUUACUGCGAUUCUGGUAGCCUCAAGCAUUGCUUGGCUUGUAGGUGGCAUUCUUUUCCAUGUAUCUUCACAUAAUCUUCCCUGUGGGUCUGUCAUCUCUGUGUUUAAGCCCCCCAACCUUUUUAAUGGAUGGUGUCUUGCUAUGUUGCCCAGGCUGGUGUUGAACUUCCUGCCUCAGCCUCCAAGUAGCUGGGACUACAGGAUAGAGCCACCAUACCUGGCAGUGUCCCCUUCCUAUAAGGACAGAGCCAUAUUGGGCCUACCCUAAUGGCGUAGUCUUAACGUGACUACCUCUGCGAUGACCCUAUUUCUAAAAAGGCUACAUUCACAAGAAUUGGGAAUUGGGAUGUCCAUAUGUUUGAGGUGGGCUGGGCGCAGUGGCUCACACCUGUAAUUCCAGUACUUGGGAGGCUGAAGUGAGUAGGUUGCCUGAGCUCAUGAGUUUGCAACAGGCCUGAGCAAGAGCGAGACCCUGUCUCUAAAAAAUAGCCGGGGCAGCGUCUGUGGCUCAGUGAGUAGGUUGCUGGCCCCAUAUACCAAGGGUGGCAGGUUCAAACCUGGCCCUGGCCAAACUGCAAUAAAAAAUAGCCGGGCAUUCUGGCGGGCACCUGUAGUCCCAGCUACUCAGGAGGCUGAGGCAAGAGAAUGGCCUAAGCCCAGGAGUUGGAGUUUGCUAUGAGCUGUGAUGCCAUGACAUUGUACCGAGGGCGACACAGUGAAACUCUUAUCUCUAAAAAAAAAAAAAGAAAAAGAAAAAUAGCCUGGUGUUGUGGCAGGCGCAUGUAGUCCUGGCUACUUAGGAGGUUGAGGCAAGAGAAUGGCUUAAGCCCAAGAAUUUGAGGUUGCUAUGAGCUGUGACGCCACAGCACUCUACCAAGGGCAACAAACUAAAACUCUGUCUCAAAAAAAAAAAAUGUUUUGGGCUCAGCACCCAUAGCACAGUGGUUAUGGCACCAGCCACAUGCACCAAGGCUGGUGGGUUUGAACCUGGCCCCAGCCUGCUAAACAAUGACAACAAAACAAAAUAGCCGGGCAUUGUGGCAGGCGCCUGUAGUGUUGGGAGGCUGAGGCAAGAGAAUUGCUUAAGCUCAAGAAUUUGAGGUUGCUGUGAGCUGUGAUGCCAUGGCACUCUACCAAGGGUGACAUAGUGAGACUCUGUCUCAAAAACAAAAAAAAAUGCUUUGGGGAGACACAAUUCAUCACAGUUCCUUUUUUUUUUUUUCAGACAAAGACCAAUGCUCAGAGGUUUAGCAACUCUUCUAAAGUCACGGCUGGCUGGUGACAGUCAGGGAUUAGGGUUUCUCCUCUUCAGCCUGUUUCUACCCACCCUCCCUAACUCUCCAGGCCUCCGUUGGGCCUGUCACUCUCUUUUGCUAUCUCUCCCAUCCCCACAGGUGACACAGGACAAGAUCAUCUGUCUGCCCAGUCAUGAGCCCCAGGAGAACUUAUCAGAGGCCCCCUGCCAGCAACUGUUGCCGCAGGAGGUCUCUGAGCAAAUGGGGGCCCUCCGGGAGGUGCGUGGCCUCAAGAACAACCUGGACCUACAGCAGUACAGCUUCAUUAACCAGCUCUGCUAUGAGACUGCCCUCCACUGGUAUGCCAAGUACUUCCCCUACCUCGUGGUCAUUCACACACUUAUCUUCAUGGUCUGCACCAGCUUCUGGUUCAAGUUCCCUGGCACCAGCUCCAAGAUUGAACACUUCAUCUCCAUCCUAGGCAAGUGUUUCGAUUCACCAUGGACCACACGGGCCCUGUCUGAGGUCUCUGGGGAGAACCAGAAGGGCUCAGCUGCUGGACGGGCCACAACAAUCAUAGUGGCCACGGCAGGGGUGGGGCUGGAGAAAACAGGAGAGGGGGAGAAGGAGAAGGUGCUGGUAGAAUCAGAGAAGGUAGUGACUGAGCCACCAGUUGUCACCCUGCUUGACAAGAAGGAGGGUGAACAGGCCAAAGCCUUGUUUGAGAAAGUCAAGAAGUUUCGUGUGCAUGUAGAAGAAGGGGACAUCCUUUAUACAAUGUAUAUCCGGCAGACAGUGCUCAAAGUGGGCAAGUUUUUGGCCAUCUUGGUCUAUAAUCUGAUCUAUGUGGAAAAGAUCAGCUUCCUGGUAGCCUGCAGGGUGGAGACCUCUGAAGUCACGGGCUAUGCCAGCUUCUGCUGCAACCACACCAAGGCCCACCUUUUCUCCAAGCUGGCUUUCUGUUACAUCUCUUUUGUGUGUGUCUAUGGGCUUACUUGCCUAUACACGCUCUACUGGCUCUUCCACAGGCCCCUCAAAGAGUAUUCUUUCCGUUCUGUGCGGGAGGAGACUGGCAUGGGGGAUAUUCCUGAUGUCAAGAAUGACUUCGCCUUCAUGCUGCACCUCAUCGACCAGUAUGACUCACUCUACUCCAAGCGCUUUGCUGUCUUCCUCUCUGAGGUCAGUGAAAGCCGUCUGAAGCAGCUCAACCUCAACCAUGAGUGGACGCCUGAGAAGCUCCGGCAGAAGCUGCAGCGUAAUGCACAUGGCCGGCUAGAGCUGGCCCUCUGCAUGCUCCCUGGGCUGCCAGACACUGUCUUCGAGCUCAGUGAGGUGGAGGCGCUGCGGCUGGAGGCCAUCUGUGAUAUCACCUUUCCUCCAGGGCUCUCACAGCUGGUACAGCUGCAAGAGCUCAGUUUGCUACACUCGCCUGCCAGGCUGCCCUUCUCCUUGCAGAUCUUCCUUCGGGACCGCCUGAAGGUGAUCCGCAUCAAGUGUGAGGAGCUCCGUGAGGUGCCGCUCUGGGUGUUUGGACUGCGUGGCUUGGAGGAGCUGCACCUGGAGGGGCUCUUCACCCCAGAACUGGCUAGGGCAGCCACCCUUGAGAGCCUACGGGAGCUGAAGCAGCUCAAGGUGUUGUCUCUGCGGAGUAACGCAGGGAAGGUACCAGCCAGUGUGACUGACGUGGCCGGACACCUGCAGAGGCUCAGCCUGCACAAUGAUGGGGCCCGGCUGCUGGCCCUUAACAGUCUGAAGAAGCUGGUGAUGUUGCGGGAGCUGGAGCUGGUGGCCUGCGGGCUGGAGCGUAUUCCCCACGCUGUCUUCAGCCUCGGGGCACUGCAAGAGCUUGACCUCAAGGACAACCACCUGCGGUCCAUUGAAGAGAUCCUCAGCUUCCAGCACUGCCGAAAGCUGGUCACACUGAGGCUGUGGCACAAUCAGAUUGCCUAUGUCCCCGAGCACGUGCGGAAGCUCAGGGGCCUGGAGCAGCUCUACCUAAGUCACAACAAGCUCGAGACCCUGCCUACACAGCUGGGCCUGUGCUCUGGCCUCCGUCUGCUGGAUGUGUCCCACAAUGGGCUGCACUCCUUGCCGCCUGAGGUGGGUCUCCUCCAGAACCUACAGCACCUGGCUCUGUCCUACAAUGCCAUUGAGGGCCUGCCAGAUGAGCUCUUUUUCUGCAGGAAGCUGCGGACGUUGCUUUUGGGCUACAACCACCUUAGGCAGCUCUCGUCCCAAGUGGGAGCCCUCAGGGCCCUCAUCUGCUUGGAGCUCAAGGGCAACCGGUUAGAGGUGCUGCCAGAAGAACUGGGCAACUGUGGGGCGCUGAAGAAGGCAGGGCUUCUGGUGGAAGACGCCCUUUAUGAGGGCCUCCCAACAGAAGUACGAGAGAAGAUGGAGGAGGAAUGAGCCAGGGUGGGUACAGCGGGUUGAGGUCAGACCCCAAGGAUGCCUCUUUGAAGGAAUCUCUACCAUUGUCUAUCAAGGGAAGUGGCCAUGUGGGCGCAGGCCAGGAGAAGAGGGGCAGACUAGUGUCAGCCUUGUGGGGCCCAGGCAAGAUCUAGGACUGGUUUGUCUAGGGAGAGUCAUGAGGUUGUGAAUUCAGUGUAGAAGCCCAUGUGGAGGGAUUAACUCAGUCAUGCAGUUCUCAGACCAAAACCACACCUUGUCUGUCACUGGCUGGCCAUCCCUAGACCAGAACUGGAUAAUCCAGCUCAAUUAAUGCCACAUACAGAGGUGGGGGCACAUCCCAGUGGGAUUUCCAGUCCUUCCCCAACCCAACAAAGCAGCUUACAUCUGGGAUUCUUUCCCCAGGAAGGGACACGGACAUAAGGGACCAACCCUCCAACUCCAAUUUUGAUUCUAAUUCUUUAUUUAUAAGUUGUUUGCUAUGGACUUGUAUACUUGGAACAAUACUACUCAAUUUGGUUAUGUACCAAAAUCAAUGGCUAAGAAAAAAAUUUUUAAAUCCAAUUCAAAUCAAAACAAAAACACAAUAGCGGAGUUAGUACAAAACAAAAUAUCCCAGGCCCACCCUCAAAAGAGCAACUCAAGAGAUUGGGUGGGGGCCCCAAACCUGCUCAAACUUAAGCAUCCUAGAUAAUUCUGAUGCAGGCGGUUUUAUGACGACAGCAUGUUGGGAAAUGCUGGUUUAAAGAAUAGGUAUCUGAAUGUCUAGCUUCUGACCCCUUUAUAGAUCCUACACCCUUUAAGAAAUCAAUGAAAGCUGGGUGCCUCCUUCCUCAGUAAAAUGUACAUACGCACAAAACUGUGUAAACAACUUUGGGUAGUUGACAGAUUUCCCCCAGAGAGCUAUUCAUGUACUUCCUAAGGUUGGCAGAUUCGAGAUGAAGAACACUUGCAGCAGAGGCUAGGUAUUUUGUCUUUUGAAUGUUCCAUCCAUGGAUUAAUAAAUAAUACUAAUUAUAAGAA
Messenger RNA from Nycticebus coucang (slow loris), 4998 nucleotides. RefSeq names its product leucine rich repeat containing 8 VRAC subunit E (gene LRRC8E). Gene Ontology annotation, molecular function: protein binding. The transcript has 2 exons. Bases 1567 to 3975 code for a protein of 802 amino acids. NCBI's taxonomy places the organism in Eukaryota, Metazoa, Chordata, Mammalia, Primates, Lorisidae. The record is from RefSeq and is a predicted model, not a curated record.